AGACAAAGGUGUCCACUAAACAACAUUUAUUCUUCACUGAACAUGAAAAUCGUAUACAUGAUUUAGUUAGUUUCUUAAUCAUCUCGGUGUAUUGGGAUACCUAGUCUACAGUAAUCGUCAGUCUGACUCCUUACGACUGUCUCAUCGUCAGUCUACACAAAGAUCGCCAGUCGCACGGAUAGCAUAAAUAUACAGAAUUCUGCAACGGGUUUCAUAUUCUUCAUUUGAUAAUCUACGAAGGCAUACAGAAGAAUUGGGAUAUAAGAUGGAUAUAUCACCAGCACGCAUGAUGCCACCAGGGGGCGCCAUGGAUAUCUUAUUUUCAUUUGACACCACUGGGUCAAUGUCAUAUAUACUGGACGAGGUCAAAGGUCGAUUAAGUGACAUGAUUCAGAGGCUACAGGCCGAUAUUCCGGGUAUUAGGAUCGGCGUCAUUGCUCACGGAGACUAUUGUGACGAAAAGGUCUUCUAUCUCGAAAAGCAUAUUGACUUUACUCAGAAUGUGGUGGAUCUGUGUAAUUUCGUGGGCGAGGUUGAGGGAACUGGAGGAGGGGACCAGGACGAGUGUUAUGAACUGAUCCUCAGAAAAGCGAAUGAAACAUUCACAUGGGCGCCAGUGUCCAACAAAGUUUUAGUCAUGAUAGGCGAUGCAAAUCCACAUGAACCAGAUUAUAAUUUAAACGUGGACGAAAUCAACUGGAGGGAUGAGGUCAAUAUAUGUGCGAAACAGGGAAUCAAAAUCUACGCGGUGCAGGCUAUGAAUAACGAUGGCGUAGAAGAAUUUUACCAAUUCAUGGCUGAAAAAACCGGCGGUCACUAUCUGAAGCUGGAGAAUUUUUCCAGCAUUUGUGACUUCAUCAUGGCAAUUUGUUACAGAGAAAGGGAUGACGAUCUAUUUCAGAAUUACGAAGCAGAAGUCACAGCCCGCCAAGGUACGUCGGGUCUACACAAAGACUUAAACCAAAUGUUUGCUACCCUUCGUCGUGGAGACUCCUCGGUAAGCAGUACGUCGAAUCCGGGAUGUUCGUCAACAGUUAUUCCAGCACCUCAUUCGCCAUUACCAAUCACACCAAUGCACAGCGUCGUUUCCUCAGCGAGUGAUUCAAAUGUCAAACCUACAGCUGUGUGCGCCCCAAUAGCCAAACCAAUAGCUAAACCAGGAAAACAGACAAGAGCAUUUCCUAAAAAGAAAUCCAAGGUAAAAGCAAAACUAUGUGAAAAAAUCCCGGGAAAGAAAAUUGUAGCAACCCCACGUGAAAAAGUUCCAGAAACUAAAUUUGCACUCAGGAAAUUGAAAUGGUCAGCGUGGAAACUGGCAUAUAGUUCCGAGAAACCUGAGAAUCGAGAUUCGUGGUGCAAAAUGUACAACAUGAAAAACUGCUACAGGAAAAGGGAAUUAUUCCGGGGUUCUGUGAAUUUAAAACUAUACGAAGUCUCAGUGCAGACCCAUCCCAGAGGGAAAAUGCACGUCAUGUAUCAGAAAAUAACAUCAGCUGACCUUAAUCACAAGUCAUGGGAGCGGUAUUUGUUCCAGGGAUCCAAGAGACGCCGCUACAUUCACAAGAGACAAGUAAAGAACGUUAUUAGACAAGGCUGUCGUGUGUUUAUUCGUAAAGCAGAUAUCCAAAAGAGACAACUGAAACAGGUCGAGAAAUUAAACAAAUAUAGCUACGCAUGGGCAAGGUCAAUAUCUGGUAGAAAGAGACCGGAAAGACUGGUCAUUAAGAAUAUGAAAACGCUGUCCGGAUCGAACUGUGGGCUACACUGACGAUGUAUUUUGUGAUGAGAUGUGUGUGUUGUGAUAAGAUGUUUAUGUUGUGUUGAAAUGUGCCAUAAAUUUAAGAUAUCAUUGUAACAUUACAUAUUGUAUACUAUGAGAUUGAUAUUUUGUUGAAUUGUGAUAUUCCUGAAUAAAACCAUGUAUUUCUCACGUAUAACAAA
Molecule: messenger RNA, 1941 nt
Organism: Ostrea edulis (European flat oyster)
Lineage: Eukaryota; Metazoa; Mollusca; Bivalvia; Ostreida; Ostreidae
Exons: 5
Coding region: 266-1768 (500 amino acids)
Source: RefSeq, a predicted model, not a curated record